AUGCUGGCGAGAGUGACUUAUGACGGGCGCGUAAGAACAGAAAAAAAAAAGCGUUCCAAAAUCAAAUCACGUCCGACGCGUUCCCGCCGCGGCCGAGGGCCAAUGCGCCCGCGCACGCUCCUAAUGGCGGCGGGGAGGGGGGCGGACCGGUCGCUCGCCGCGCCGUGGUUAAUAUCUGCCAGUUUCGAGAAACUGGACUCUGGUAACGCGAGU
This is a messenger RNA of Iphiclides podalirius (scarce swallowtail), 213 nucleotides long. Lineage: Eukaryota; Metazoa; Arthropoda; Insecta; Lepidoptera; Papilionidae. The record is from the annotation of a GenBank genome assembly.